Molecule: messenger RNA, 1461 nt
Organism: Fusarium tjaetaba
Lineage: Eukaryota; Fungi; Ascomycota; Sordariomycetes; Hypocreales; Nectriaceae
Product: multidrug transporter
Exons: 3
Coding region: 1-1461 (486 amino acids)
Biological process (GO): transmembrane transport
Molecular function (GO): transmembrane transporter activity
Source: RefSeq, a predicted model, not a curated record
AUGAAUGGAAGAGAACUACCUGCAGCGGCUCCUUUGCCUGCGCCAGAGCCAUACAGCAUCUUCGACAAACGCCAAACUGCCUUGAUCGUGACGAUCGUCUCUAUCGCAGCAACAUUCUCAGGUUUCGCAUCAAACAUUUAUUUCCCCGCUCUCCCUACCAUCGCUCACGAUCUCGACGUCUCGAUCGAAUUAAUCAAUCUCACUGUGACUUCAUACCUGAUCUUCCAGGGCCUAGCUCCCAGUCUCUGGGGCCCAAUAUCAGAUGUCAAGGGCCGUCGCGUUGCAUAUUCACUUACCUUCAUUGUCUUCCUUGGAGCAUGUAUCGGCCUGGUAGAAGCCAAGAAUUACGCCACUAUGGUUGUGCUGAGAUGUGUUCAGAGCACUGGUAGCGCUAGUACAAUCGCUAUAGGCUCAGGCGUUAUCGGCGAUAUCACGACUCGAGAUAAUCGCGCCGUUGGCCCGAUUAUCGGAGGUGCGCUGGCUGGAUCUCUUGGAUGGAGAUCCAUCUUUUGGUUCUUGACCAUCUACAGCGGAGUUUUCCUGAUCUUAUUGGUUCUUCUCUUGCCUGAGACGCUGAGGUCUAUCGUUGGCAAUGGAAGCCGAGAGCCUGUACAUGCCAUCGCAAAAUACCCUUUGCGCGUUUAUCAAAAAACGACCAAAGUCCAGUGGAACCACGGCGCAGUUUCUACAUCGCCCGAGGAAAUGAAGCACAUCGAUGUCACAGGACCCUUCCGCAUCCUCAUCAGCAAGCAAGCCGCUCCCAUCAUUGUGUUCCUCGCAGUCUAUUAUGCUGUCUGGCAGAUGAGCAUCACGGCUAUGUCUAGCCUUUUCGAACAUAAAUACGGUCUCUCAGUAACUCAGAUCGGGCUGACGUUUAUCGCGAACGGCGUGGGCUCCAUGGUGGGAACACUGAUUACCGGCAAGAUACUCAACAUCGACUACCGCCGUUUCAAAGCUCGGCAUGAUGCUCGCAUUGCGGGCAGUAACACACAAAAUGAUCCUGAACCUGCAAAUACGAAAAAGGCCCAGGAAAAUGACUUCCCACUCGAAACAGCACGUCUCCGUCUCGUCCCCCUGUUUUCCCUCCUUCAAUGCGCAUCCAUCUUGCUCUUCGGCUGGACAAUCCAAUAUUCCCACAAGGCUCACAUCGCCGUUCCAAUUGUAUCAACGUUCAUCAUGGGUUGGUCUGCUGUUUCCAUGCAGUCCGUCGUCAUGACCUAUCUCGUCGAUGUCUUUCACGAUCGCAGUGCCGCUGCCAGCGCGAGUCUCAACCUCGCAAGAUGCUUAUUCGCCGCGGGAGGCACAAGCUUUGUUAUGCCAAUGAUCAACUCUAUCGGAGUCGGACUCGCAUUUACGGCCUGUGUUGCGGUGCAGGGUGUUGCAGUCGUGAGCUUAGCUGUUCAGUGGAAGUUUGGCGCAAAAUGGAGACGCGAAGCUGAAGAUACUAGGUCAAAACCUUAG